GACCUAACUUAAACUAUUAAAAUUUUUUGUUUGGACGACUUGACGAUUAUCAACGAAUUGGUAUAGUGAAUUUUAAAAUCAAAAUAAAUAUAAUUUACUUCUUAUGUUAUUGACAAUAUGCUACCAGUAAGAACUUUGCAGAAAGUGUCAAAUUUAGUUAAAGUUCACAAUGUGCAAAAAGUAUUGGCAAGGAAUCUUAUUCCAAUGGUUGUUGAGCAAACAGGACGUGGGGAACGUGCCUAUGAUAUAUAUUCGAGGCUCCUGAAGGAACGGAUAAUAUGUCUCAUGGGACCGAUUACAGACGAUUUGUCAUCGUUGGUUAUUGCUCAAUUACUGUUUCUUCAAUCCGACAGUACUAAGAAGCCGAUUCACAUGUACAUUAACUCGCCCGGAGGAGCAGUAACUGCUGGGCUUGGAAUUUAUGAUACAAUGCAAUACGUUCUUCCCCCUGUGGCCACAUGGUGCGUUGGUCAGGCCUGUUCUAUGGCGAGUUUACUCCUGGCUGCAGGAACUCCUGGCAUGAGACAUGCACUUCCAAAUGCCAGAAUUAUGAUUCAUCAACCUUCAGGAGGCUUUCGGGGACAAGCGACUGAUAUUCAAAUUCAAGCCGAGGAAAUUAUUAAAUUGAAAGGUGUACUCAAUGGUAUUUACGCGAAACACACCGGACUUGACAUAAUCACAAUUCAAAAUAGUAUGGAACGAGACAAAUACAUGUCACCAGCAGAAGCAAAAGAAUUCGGUUUAAUUGACGACAUUCUAAAGCAUCCACUUCCAGAAACAGGAAGUCCUCUUCCAGAGCAAAAUUCAAAUUCGCCCGGUCUGGAGAAAGCGGCCGCAAAUACCACGUAACGAAUUUAGGAAAACUUCUAUUUAUACAAAUAAAUAUUAUAUAUAUUUAAAAAUGAAAGGAGAAAUUAUUCGGGUUCUAUUGUAAAACGUUUUUUUUAUUAAUAAUAUUGAAAAUAAACAUUGUUAUAAAAUGAAUACUAUUAAAAUCGCAGUCAAGCUAAAAUCUCAUCUCUCUUCAUCAAGUUUGAUCAUGCAAGCAAAAUUCAUUAUAAACUAACGCUGGAAUUCACAUUUCAAUUCUAGCAAAAUAACUAUAUGUGAAAAAUAAUUCUCUUCAACGUACUUAUUCAUUAUCAUUAGAGUCCCAUUUUUACUUAAAUUCGUAUAAAAAUCUCAAAAUUAGGGACUAAAAAUAAAAUCUCAUUUUCUUAAACACUAAUUACUGGUUUCAAUAAACAAAAUUUUUCAGUUUUUCUAAAGAAUCGUUUUUUUCUUUAGAGAAUCUGAAUAAUUUUUAUACAUUCGUAUCCGUAGAUUAGAAAAUAUAUCAGUCUAAAUAAAAAGAAUUUUGAUUAUUUAUUAAUUUAACACUUAAAUAGUAGGAAAAAGCAACGUUUUUCGUAUUGUUGUAAAAUAUAAAUCUUGUAAAAUAUGUAAAAAAAAAAUGUCACCAUAAUGGUGCUAGGAAGACGAGUCAUCUUAAUUUAACAUUAAAGAUAAAUGACCAUAAUAAUCAAAUAAAUGCUAAACAUGUAUCACAACAUAUGACAAUAGUCACAACUGCAGCAUACAUCUACAAUAUAGCGUAGACUUAAACUUUUAAAACUACACAAACCGAAAAUCAGACUUCUUGUCAAUUUUUAUAGUUUUGCAAAAGAAAAUUUUGCAUCAUUUCGCUUAUAUAUUAGUUUUUUUUCAUCCGAAUAAUAAUAUUUUAGUAAAAUUUA
Messenger RNA from Leptopilina heterotoma, 1736 nucleotides. It is a transcript of the gene ClpP, whose product is annotated as ATP-dependent Clp protease proteolytic subunit. The transcript has 4 exons. The record is from RefSeq and is a predicted model, not a curated record. The coding region runs from base 118 to 849 and encodes 243 amino acids. NCBI's taxonomy places the organism in Eukaryota, Metazoa, Arthropoda, Insecta, Hymenoptera, Figitidae. Gene Ontology annotation, biological process: protein quality control for misfolded or incompletely synthesized proteins. Gene Ontology annotation, cellular component: endopeptidase Clp complex. Gene Ontology annotation, molecular function: serine-type endopeptidase activity; ATP-dependent peptidase activity; ATPase binding.